This is a messenger RNA of Moneuplotes crassus, 1640 nucleotides long. The record is from the annotation of a GenBank genome assembly. NCBI's taxonomy places the organism in Eukaryota, Ciliophora, Spirotrichea, Euplotida, Euplotidae.
CAAAAUUCAAACAAAAUGGAGUCAAAAUACUGUUUUUCCCAAAUUAACCCAGAAACUACAACUAAGGAAAAUUGACAGCCUAAUAUACACCCUUCCUCGGAUGCCAUGAGGAAGACAAAUCUGGCUCAUUCUCAGCUGAAUAGCUACUUGACUGCUAGCCAUCAAGAGCUAGCUGCAAAGAAGCCCGCAAAGGAGUCAAAAUGGGACUCCUCAGUCAUCUUCAACAAGUACCUAAAAAUAGGAGAUUUGCAAGGAUCAGUCCUGACCUCCUCGUCGCUCUCUUCGACAAGCCAGAAUUUACCGUUGCAAAUUUCGAGUACUUCGAACUCUGCCGCUUCGAAAGCGAUAACUUCCCUUCAAUCCAAAGUUGAUGCACUUACUAAAGAGAAUGACUACCUCAGAGACCUCCUAGCAGACUCUAAAACAGCCAGUGGUACCUACAAAUUUCAGGUAGAGCAACUUCAGAGUGCACUGACUGCUGCUCCCCAAAGGGAACAGGAGCUCCAGCAAAAGUUGCAAAAGCUAGAGGAUGAACACCAACAGGUAAUCAAGUACGCUGAUACUUGCAGUGAGAGGAUCAAGCUCUUGGAGAGCCGGAGAAAUGAUAGUUUUGAUGGAGACAUCUCCCAAUUCCCUGAGUUUCAGCAGAAAGUCCAGGAAUACGAAAGUGUCAUUGAGCGACUAGAACAUCAACGAUCAGAAUCUAUCCAAGAAAUUGAAAAGAUGAGGCAAGAACUGCAAGAAGUCAAUGAAGUCCCACAAAAGCUGCAGCCUAAAGCCAACUAUUCCCAAAAGUCUUUCUCUAGUGGUAGUUCUGACAACAAGCUAGAGAACUCCUUCUCUAACCCAAAAUCCAAGAAAGAGUCAAAGAAGCUUCGGGAGCAGCUAUUCCAACAGAAGAAAGAUCAUGAGCUAAAAAUAAACAACCUCAAGAGAAAACACAAACUUGAAGUAGAAGGCUACAAGCAAGAGUGCUCUCUCAAAGAUAAAGAAAUUGAAAGAAUGAGAAAAGAACUUCAAAGACUAAAGAAAAUAGCUAAGAAUGUCCAGAAUAUCACAAAUUUAUCUACAAAUGCCAGAAAAGUACCCCAAAAACAAGCUAAAAAGAAACCUGAGACUAGGAGAAGUAAGGUUAGAGGGAAUUCAACCAACAGAAGCCGAAGUAAGGAUGUCUCAUGGGUCAAGAGAAAUCAACAUUUAUUCACAGAUAAAAGAAAGUCCCGGGCAAAAUCAAGAUGCUCUGGAAUCCCUCUAUCCCGAAAGAAGUCUUCAAAGAAGAGAUCAGAGAGAGGAUCAAAGAAAAGACUCAUAGUAAACUUAGAGUGUCCUCCUGAAUGGACAAAUGAUGACUCAAACUCUAUUGAUAAUGCCUUAUCCAAAAGCAUCAGUGUCGACAACUCUCAUCCAAUAGAGGUAAUAAAGAACAUCUCUAGUACACCUAGCUCAGUAAUGAACUCUAAUUCCCAACUGCACCACUUCACUCCAUCAGUAUCCCAUCCUAAUUUCGAGGAUGCCCAUAACACUUCCCAGCAUCAUUCCAAAGAAAGUGAGAUGUACCAGACCUUCCUAGAAAUGAUCAAGCAGAGAACCCAAGAAGGCAACGAGAUCAAAAUAGAACACUAAAUUUCAAUAAUACCACA